Molecule: messenger RNA, 2161 nt
Organism: Suricata suricatta (meerkat)
Lineage: Eukaryota; Metazoa; Chordata; Mammalia; Carnivora; Herpestidae
Gene: VPS4A
Product: vacuolar protein sorting 4 homolog A
Exons: 10
Coding region: 1-1395 (464 amino acids)
Biological process (GO): endosomal transport; vacuole organization
Molecular function (GO): ATP hydrolysis activity; ATP binding
Source: RefSeq, a predicted model, not a curated record
AUGGUGUGCGGCCCACAGAUCCAUAGGAUUCCUGCUGCCUGGGACCCCAAGGGCUUUUUGGGUCUCUUGGGAAGCACUGAGGUAUUUGCUUUGCCUUUCCAGAAAGCCAUUGACCUGGUCACGAAAGCCACGGAAGAGGAUAAAGCCAAGAAUUACGAGGAGGCACUGCGGCUCUACCAGCAUGCCGUGGAGUAUUUCCUGCACGCUAUCAAAUAUGAGGCACACAGCGACAAGGCCAAGGAGAGCAUUCGAGCCAAGUGCAUGCAGUACCUAGACCGGGCGGAGAAGCUGAAGGAUUAUUUACGAAACAAAGAGAAGCAUGGCAAGAAGCCAGUCAAAGAAAAUCAGAGUGAGAGCAAGGGCAGCGAUAGUGACAGUGAAGGGGAUAAUCCCGAGAAGAAGAAACUGCAAGAACAACUGAUGGGUGCCGUCGUGAUGGAAAAGCCCAACAUCCGGUGGAGUGAUGUGGCCGGGCUGGAGGGCGCCAAGGAGGCCCUCAAAGAAGCUGUCAUUUUGCCAAUUAAAUUCCCACAUUUGUUCACAGGCAAGCGUACGCCUUGGCGAGGGAUACUGCUCUUCGGCCCCCCUGGCACAGGCAAAUCCUACCUGGCCAAAGCGGUGGCGACAGAGGCCAACAACUCCACCUUCUUCUCCGUGUCCUCCUCGGACUUGAUGUCCAAGUGGUUGGGGGAGAGUGAGAAGCUAGUCAAGAACCUGUUUGAGCUGGCCAGGCAGCACAAGCCUUCCAUCAUCUUCAUCGAUGAGGUGGAUUCCCUCUGUGGGUCCCGCAAUGAAAAUGAGAGCGAGGCUGCCCGAAGGAUCAAAACGGAGUUCUUGGUGCAGAUGCAGGGGGUGGGGAAUAACAAUGACGGGACCCUGGUCCUCGGUGCCACAAACAUCCCGUGGGUGUUGGAUUCAGCCAUUAGAAGGAGGUUUGAAAAGCGGAUUUACAUCCCGCUGCCCGAGGAGGCUGCCCGUGCCCAGAUGUUCCGGUUGCAUCUGGGGAGCACCCCCCACAACCUCACGGAUGCCAACAUCCACGAGCUGGCCCGGAAGACGGAAGGCUACUCGGGUGCUGACAUCAGCAUCAUAGUGCGGGACUCCCUCAUGCAGCCUGUUCGAAAAGUGCAGUCAGCAACGCACUUCAAAAAGGUCUGUGGCCCUUCCCGCACCAACCCUAGCGUUAUGAUCGAUGACCUCCUGACCCCAUGUUCACCAGGGGACCCAGAGGCCAUGGAGAUGACUUGGAUGGAUGUCCCUGGUGACAAACUCUUAGAGCCUGUGGUUUGCAUGUCGGACAUGCUCCGGUCUCUGGCCACCACUCGGCCCACCGUGAAUGCGGAGGACCUCCUAAAAGUGAAGAAAUUCUCAGAGGACUUUGGACAGGAGAGUUAAAAAUUUCUUCACUCGGUGAGGGUGAAGGUGGGAGGAAUUGAUGGGGGUAAAAAUUCCACGGCACCCCAUGUCAGCAGCCAGGCAGGGCUCCGGGGCUCAUCCUGACGUCACUCCGGCGUCCCCGCUGCUGUCUGGCCACCCGCUGGGGAGCGGGAAGGAAGGGCCUCCAGGGCCGCAGAGACACGGAAGCACAUUCGGCACUGGGUGGAACACUGGUUCUUCCUACUGACUCCUCCUCCUCUUCUGGAUGCUCAUCAACUCCUUGUCCUGCCCCUCCAGGUUUUUUUUUUUUAACCUUUCUUUGUUCCCCUAAAUUAAUGCUGCUUGGAUUUUUGUCUUGUUUAUAAAUAAAGUGAAAAUCUCCCAGAAGCGUCAGGGAGUAGGAGCAGCCCACACUGUGUGGUUGGUACAGACCUUCAGAGGGGUUCGCCAGCUCCCUCCACCCAUUCCUUCUGACCUAAGUUUUACUCCUUGUGAAUACGGUGGCUAAUGCCCCGGUCGCCAGCCCAGCCCUGCCUGUGAAGGCUGAGAGUAAAGCCAAGCCAUUCCCAACCUCCUCUGUCAGCACCCCGGGCCCUGUGUCCUCCCUGCAGGAGGAGAGGGCGGUUUCUGUGAGCACAACGCUGUGUAGAUCAGAAUGAGUGAGGGCAGUUGGGUGGGUUUCACUGCUGCCUUUUCUUCCCUCUGAAUGUGAGAGUGCUGAGCCCAGCCACUGCCCCUGGCGCCCUGCCCUGGAAAUGGGCUAAUAAAUCCUUUUCCCUCUUGA